AUGCAGGCCAAUGUCCUGGCUGAGUCCCUCAAGACACAGGAGCUGAAGUCCAACAGCUCAAUGGCACAAGCUAUGAAGGGUAUUACCAAGGCCAAGGGUACCAUGAACAAACGUCUGAAAUUGCCCCAAAUCCAAAAGAUCAUGGUGGAGUGUGAAUGGCAAGCAGAGAUGAUGGAUGUGAAGGAGAUGACAGAGGAUGCCACUGAAGAUGCCAUGGGUGAUGAAGCAGAUGAAGAGGGUAGAUGGAUGCUGUUGUGUCCCAGGUCCUGGAUAAGCUGA
Messenger RNA from Urocitellus parryii (Arctic ground squirrel), 279 nucleotides. Lineage: Eukaryota; Metazoa; Chordata; Mammalia; Rodentia; Sciuridae. The record is from RefSeq and is a predicted model, not a curated record.